CUUUUACCGGCCGAGUGCCUUUACAGUUUGACGUUUGAGGUUAUGUCGCUAUUUUCAAAUGUGAUUUUUGACGAAUUUUCCCAAUUAAGUGCAAUUAUAAACGUGCCAUAAAGUAACCCAAAUCUGAGUUUGAUGAUUACGUGACUUGUCUUUGAUUUUCCGACCCCUAACCUCAAAAUGUUCAAAAGUGUCUCUCGAUUGAUUUCGAACAACUUUUACGUAUUUCUGGGACUUAUCAUCGGUUUGUACAUAUCGUCAUUCCUGUCCGACUCUUUGGAACCACUAUGUGCCUCAAAGAACAACCUCAAAGUGCCUCAAGACGUAGUUAGCAAUAAAGUGACACCAGUGGCCCCCUCAACCAAAUCAAGUGCCUCAAAAAAGGCGAAGUUAGUAAGACCUCGGUAUUAUUCGACUGAAUUGGGGAUCAGGGAGAAGCUCUUCGUUGGGAUUUUCAGUUCGGAGGAGAAAGUCAACUCACAAGUGGUUCAUUUGAAUAAGACAAUAAGUCACUUGGUUGACCAGAUCAAAUUUUUUAUUACGGCUCAAUACAAGUUGAAAAGCCGGUUUAACUUGAGCGGUUUGGUCGGUUUCACCGACACUAGAGCCAGGUACAGGCCGUUCCAAGUCCUCAAAUACAUUGGAGACAAUUUUCCACAAGACUACGAUUAUUAUUUCCUUGCUAACGACUAUACGUUCAUUAAUGCGCACCGACUGACCGACCUGGUGAAAAAAAUCAGCGUUAGCAUGGACGUGUACUUGGGAGACCCCGCCCCUGACUCCUCCUACUGCAACUUAGCCUCUGGCAUCGUCCUAAGCAACUCUGUGAUAAAAGCAAUGAGAGAACACUUAGACUGGUGUGUGAUUAACGCAAUUUCGGACGAUCACAGCGAAAACCUCGGCCGUUGUGUCCACCACAGCAUCGGUCUGACGUGUCAAAAAACGCUCCAAGGCCAAAGUUUCCACACUUUUAAACUGCGACACUUUGAGCUCGAGAGACACUUGCUUCAGCUAGCGGAAAAGCCCGAAUUUAAUCAAGCAAUAACCGUGCACCCCAUUCUACAGGGUGACAGCUUUUAUCUGCUCAAUGCCUAUUUCCUUAAACAACGUUUGGUGCAAAUUAAGCACGAAAUUGAUGUUUUGAGCGAGGAUUUGGACGAGGUUUGGCCCCCGGGACAAAGGCCGGGGGCGAAGCCCGCCACAAGGUUUGACCUCCCGAGACAGUUGUAUUUCAAUAUGAGUCAUGUGUUCUUUCCGGAUGAUUUUACCAACGUGAGGGCGCACACCAUGGCCGAGUUGGGCGAUAUUGAGAAUGUGAUCGAAGAAGUUACGGUGAAAGUCCACUCCGAGUCGCCCAAACGGUUCCAAUUCCGGCGCCUAAUCAACGGUUACCGGAGUUUCGAUUUAAGUCGCGGCAUGGACUACGCCCUCGACCUCGGUUUCCGGGAUUUAACAACAGGAAGAGAGGUCGUGAAGCGGUUUGAAGUGUGCAAACCGCUCGGAAAAGUCGAAUUACUUCCGGUGCCUUACGUAACGGAAAACUCCCGAGUUACCAUAAUACUUCCGGUUCAAGAAACGGAACUUGAGGCCAUCAUGGACUUCCUCCACGGUUACACCAAUACGAUAAUGGACCGCAAGGAGAAAACGUUCCUAAUGUUGGUACUACUGUACCAGCCCAACUCGAGUAAUAAAGGCACAAGUGAUGUUUUCUACGAUGUUAAAACGUACGCUACCAAAGUAACAAGCAAAUACAAAAAUGAGGACGUUAAGAUUGCCUGGGUGUCGGUCAGGCUUCCAUGGCCCACUGCGACCGACUCCAAAGUGAUGGGUUUUGCGGUUGUGGACCUGGCUUUGCGCAAAAUUGGUCCAGAGAGUUUAGUUUUGGUCCUCGACCCUUACACGAACAUAUCUAGCGAUUUUCUAAAUCGCGUCCGCAUGAACACUAUUGCGAAUUUCCAAAUUUUUAGCCCGAUUCCCUUCAAGCAAUACGACCCGAAGGUGUCACAAGUGCCAACUUUGGAAAUAAAUAAAAACAACGGUCACUUUGACCGCGAUGAUUAUACGUAUGUGUCGUUUUAUGGCAAGGAUUACAUCGCGGCUCGUAAGCAACACCAGAAAAAACUACCUCUCAUACGAAUUGAUAACGACUUGAGUCAAGUGCUCCGUGACGAAUUUAAGGAUUUUACAGACAGCAUUUUCGGUAUGUUUGUCGAGUUUGGGGGCGAGUUACACGCACUCCGAGCCACCGAAAUGGGUUUGAAGGUGAAGUACAGGAGUGGGCGGGGUUUCAGUGGCAGCUCCGCCCAGUUGGGGCGUUUGAUUCUGUCUCGCAUUGACGAGAUUUUGUGAACGAAAUAAUAUUGCAUUGCAGUAUGUGUAUUUAUCAAUAUCAUACAUAAUAUAUAUUCUGUAACAAAUA
This is a messenger RNA of Tribolium castaneum (red flour beetle), 2416 nucleotides long. It is a transcript of the gene Chpf, whose product is annotated as Chondroitin polymerizing factor. The record is from RefSeq and is a predicted model, not a curated record. Lineage: Eukaryota; Metazoa; Arthropoda; Insecta; Coleoptera; Tenebrionidae. Gene Ontology annotation, cellular component: Golgi cisterna membrane. Bases 178 to 2346 code for a protein of 722 amino acids. Gene Ontology annotation, molecular function: glucuronosyl-N-acetylgalactosaminyl-proteoglycan 4-beta-N-acetylgalactosaminyltransferase activity. The transcript has 6 exons.